GUAGUUAUGGGGCUUCUGCCAGAUAAAGCGAAGGUGUUGCCGCCGCCUGCUAUUGCAAAUAGGAACUCUGUAUGGCUUGGAUUUCUCGGCUGGUUAACAGCGAUCUUGGAUAAUGCUCUCAACCGUAGGCCACCGCUUGCAGCUGGUGUACAUCGCCAGGCUCUGUGGAUCACUGCUGGUGUGUUUGUUGGCUAUCACCUUACAAAAAUGGAGAACUACAAAUAUGCAAAACGCGAUCAGGAGAUGUUAGAAUACAUAAGAUUGCAUCCAGAGGACUUCCCAGAAAAAGAAAAAAGGACAUUUGCUGAAAUACUGCAAGACUUUAUUCCUGUCCGCUGAAUGACUUUGUAAAUCAAGCCGUAUGGAGUGGAAAAUGGCAGUUAGCAGUAAUUCAUUGAAGAAGUUAAUAUGAAAGUGAAUGAACAGUAAUAUUGGAAAGUCUUUGAGGAGCUGUGUUCUAAAUCUACCAUUAUCCAUUUUGAGUUAUUUUUCACAGGAAUGCACGUGACUAAAAUAGUCUUUGUUCAAUAAAUAUAUUGAAACAAG
Messenger RNA from Protopterus annectens (West African lungfish), 546 nucleotides. It is a transcript of the gene NDUFC2, whose product is annotated as NADH:ubiquinone oxidoreductase subunit C2. NCBI's taxonomy places the organism in Eukaryota, Metazoa, Chordata, Ceratodontiformes, Protopteridae. The record is from RefSeq and is a predicted model, not a curated record. Bases 7 to 339 code for a protein of 110 amino acids. The transcript has 3 exons. Gene Ontology annotation, biological process: mitochondrial electron transport, NADH to ubiquinone. Gene Ontology annotation, cellular component: mitochondrial inner membrane.